This is a messenger RNA of Mycena citricolor, 7948 nucleotides long. NCBI's taxonomy places the organism in Eukaryota, Fungi, Basidiomycota, Agaricomycetes, Agaricales, Mycenaceae. The record is from the annotation of a GenBank genome assembly.
AAAGUUCCUGGGACUGCCUUGAACUUCUGCUGCGGAGACGCAGUCGCCAAACAACGCUCGAACAGUUACUAUCCGGUGUCCGUUUAGAAGCCGCGUGAAAAUGACCUUGGUGCUUUAUUGGCCAGCUGACCCGGCCCCAAUGGUCUGCUAUAGCCGCGUUGCCCAUGGAUAUUGAAUCCGCAGCCAUGAUUAGGAGACGACAGAGGGAACGCAGGGGCGGCUUCGAGGUGAAGAUGCGAUGGAAAUGCUGGCAAAAAGUUGCUCGGACGCGGACAGGAACUCAAGAAAGAUUGACAGCUAUCAGAUGGGCGGACCGGACAAAGCACGGGGACCCCAAAGUCGCGGAGUGUCCGAACGGAUAAUAGAUUUUCAGUGACAACCUCGUCUGCUCUGGACCGGGUCGUCUGGAUUGGACGAAUGCAAGGUGUGGGCAACCACAAGCAUUCGGAAGCGUCACUCCCUCGAGAAUCGAGAUACACUUCCUCCUCCAACCAUCAAUGAUGGCAUCAUGCCGUGGCGGGACAGCGAUCAAAUGACCGGAACAAGGUCCGGAAAGUGAGAUUCUCCUCGCUAGCUACCCCCCGAAACAGAGAUUCCAAAUCGGUCCUUCGUUACGUCGGCGGUCGGGAUCGUUGACCAAUCCUCUCUUACCUCGCUUCUUCGUGUCUAGAUCUACCUAACCGUGAACUGUUUAUUUGUGUGCACCAUCUUCGUCUCUACUACAUAACACCUCGGGACCUGCCCCUCCUUUCUCCUCCCCUGCUUGUCCACUGUAUCACAAUCUCGCAGCCGCAGCCGCAGCCGCAGCGGCCCGGAGUUGAUCGCGCGCAUAAGCCUUAGGGACUCAAAUGCCUGUUGACAAGUCGAAGCCUUCCUCUUCCAAAUCGCAUCUCAAACGCAAGGACCCCAAUGGUUCAGAAUACGUCUCCCAGAACAUACCAGGCGCGAGUGGGUUGACACAUGCGAGAGAGCUGGAAGUCAAGCGGAGUCGCGGCGAGGUCAGUUGUGCUGAGUGCAGAAGGAAAGUUCUUUGCGACAAGCAGAUUCCCUGCCAGUCCUGCAUCCGACGUGGCUGCGCGGCGCUGUGUCCGAACGGCGCACUGGCGACGGGCCAAGGCACGCGCUUCGUGCUCGCUGCGACCGAGCACCUGCACAGGAAGAUCUCGCGCAUGAGCGAGCGGAUACGCUUGCUCGAGGACGCUCUGGGAUCCCUGCAUGCGGACACGGGCGGGCCGGAUUCGGUCCAUCCGCUGCUUCUCAAGAGCGAGGACUUCUCCUUGCCGGAUGAACCACCGAUGCGGCGACAGGGCUCUGAGGUCGAUGACGGAGUUGGAGGGGAGGAGGGGAGCACGGGCUCGCAGACCAACGGAGAGGUCAUCGACGCGUUCGGGACACUGAGCAUCUCGGACUUUGGGAUUUCAAGGUUUUUCGGGCCCACUGGUGGAAGUGAAGUGCGUAUCCUUAUCCGUGCAUACUCUUUCUUUGGCUCACAGAUGCAUCAGAGUCUGCUGCUAUCGAACACCACUCCGACUUCUGAUUCUUCUGGGUCGCCUUCGUCUUAUUUGUCUCGCAACUCGAAGUCGCGGUCCCCGGCUACAAGCCACACCUCCUCGCCUAUCUCGCCGCCGACAGCUGGGCCGCCGAGCUCCACUUUUUCACCGGGGCACAUCUCACGGCACUCACAUUCCUCAUCAUCAGAUUCUCCAACGCACUUCUGUCCGACGUCUUUCCCCCUUACUCCAUUGGGCCCGUUGCCAGACAUUCAUGCACUAGUAACAUCACAUCUUCCCCGGCGACGAUGCGCGAUGGUUCUUGUCGAUGCUUAUCUUACCCAGCUAGGCUGGCUCUUUCAUCUCGUCUCGGCAGAGCAGGCGCAUGAUACAGUACGAGCUGUCUAUCGUGUUUUCCAGCCCGAUGCCCGAGAAGUCCAGGACGAGAAACGGGACGAGGACGGGAGCGGCGAAGAAGACUACACGGGCCCACACGACAUUGCGCUUCUGUUUUUGUUAUUCGCCGUCGGGACACUGGUCUCUGCCCCAAAUCCGGGCGAAGAGUCAGAUGCCCACCAACAACGCAUCAACGCCGAGUCGUUCCACAUGCACCAGGUGGCCCGUGCUGCUUUGACCAUGCAGUCGAUAUUGGAAAAGCCCAGCAUCGUCACCGUCCAGGCGCUGCAUUUGCUGAGCGUGUAUAUCUCGAUUUCGACGAAUGAGGAGGACGGCGACACGAGUAUGGAGACGACCUGGAGUCUGGUCCGUAUUGCGAGUCACUUGAGCCAGACAAUCGGUCUACAUCGAGAUAGCGCGAGAUGGGGUUUGUCUGCGAAGAUGAACCAGCGAAGAAGGAGAGUAUUUUGGGACAUCUUCACCGCCGAUGCUUGGAUGAGCAUGCACACUGGUCGGCCCCCGACCUUCUCACUAGCCUAUAUCGAUUGCCCGCUGCCGAGCUACGAAGGCGUCAAUACCAGCGACGAAAUCUUCGAAGUUUGGCAGUUUCGCUUCGCUGCGGAUUGUGUGGCGGAAGUUACUGCCCGGACGCUGACUGCUGAAGCCCCCACUUACGCAACCAUCAUGGAGCUGGACAGGAAAGUCAGAGAGUUUCCUCUGCCGUCCAAUCUGAAGGAUCCAUCCCCGGAUGACAUGGGUGCGAGUAUGCAACGUUGCAUCUACGAACACGUCCGGGAGACUGUGUUAAUGUACAUCCAUCGAAGUUUCUUUGCACAAGCGAUCAUCGACCAACCGGAGAAUCCCCUCAAGAGCUUGUACGCGCCGUCGUUCCUGGCCGCCUAUCGCGCCAGCUCGACCAUUCUUAAAUCCGUGAAGGAUCAAUAUGCGGUGAUGCCCACCAUGUGUGCCAGAUUUUGGACGAUGUGGACGUUUGCUUUCAGCGCUGCUGUUGUAUUCGGAACUGUGGUGACUAGGGGACCACGAAGUCCGUUGGCUGGCGCUGCCAUGACAGAACUGGACUCUGCGUGUCUCUUGUUCUCCAAGGCGGCAGUGUAUGGUCGCCGGGCUACUCGUGCAUUGCCUGUCUUGAUGAAGCUCCAAGAAAAGGCCAAGCAAGCUCUCCAUGCCGUGCAGAAUGAGCCUUCAGGGACCGAAACCGGCUUCAGUUGGAGUAUGAGCGGAGUGCUUGGACCGGAUGGCCAGCCUAUGCCGAUAAAAACCGAGGAGCACGACGAGCUGGCCAUCAUCGCCGGCCACACUCGACUGGUUUCUGGCGGCCAGAACCAGCGCAGUAUCUCCCAAGCGUCAUCCUCAUCUUCCUCGUCGGCUUCAUCAGCGAAGGCCUUCCCUUCCAUCUUACCGGUGCAACCGCCGUCAGAGGAGCUGCUGCACACGCCAGAACGAUACCGGCACCGACCUCCGCUGUCGUCGUAUCACCAGCCGAUGGACGACGGGCCGUUGAUACAGUCGAUGCACCACCAGCUGUCGUCCCGUGCGCCCCUGAUACAGAACGAAUGGACCUCCCAGGCUCGCUCGCACCAUCACCACGAGCCGUACCGAGAAGAGCGGGCGUAUUAUCCAUCCGACGGGCGGGUGUUGCCGGAGGUCACCUCGAACGCACAGACGCAUUUUGCAUGGUCGUCGCAGUACAGCUCUCGGCAAGCGCAGCAUCCAUAUCAUCCACAGCAGCAGCAACAGCAGCAGCAAUCAUACGCCGCCGAUUAUUCUCAGCAGCACGCACAGCUGGCACAUCUCGGUAUGGCAUCCGGCGACUCCCGGCUGGACGACAGAUGGACUUCAUUCAUGCAGGAUUCGGGACUUAUGGAGGGAAGCGGGGACUACCGCGCGCGGUAGCGGGGAUGUAUCUUUAUUCACAGGACUGUGUUCUCCCCUAACUUAUUAUUAGAGCUGGGACUGUAAUUGCCAUUCUGUAUAGUAGGAUAUCUUAUCACCGUCUCGGUUUUAAGAGACACCCGAAUCGAAGAGGAUAUUUCUCUCACCUGAUUAUGUUAUGUCUCGGCAUUCUGCCUUCGCGCUGACAUUCGAGCACUGGUCUGAAGCCUCCGAAAGCGGCAAAACCUCCGGCCUCUUCGACAGCGCACAACGCGGGCUGUGUUCCUUCUCUCCAAGCUGGACCACAGAUCUCUGAGAUGACGCCGGUACGUCGGCCAGCAUCGCCUGCAGCUGCGGAAGAGAGUCUGCUGUGCUCCUUGAUGGAUCCAGCUCAUGGCCAAAAUAACGACUGUGCAAAGAUGUGCUAAAAACAGAUAUUCGGCAGACCCCAUGAUUGUUAGCACGGCCUUAAUGGAAUACUUAUCGGUGUCCGUCAAUUAUGUGAUAAUGGAGAAGGGAGGAUAUCCAGGCGGGCCGGCGACAAUAUGUUAGAGCUGGUGAAAAUUGUCAUACGACUCAAGUCAUGCUAUCUCCGUCCCUCCAUGCUUGUGCACCCGGCCAGCCUUCAUCACAAAUUCUACACGACGCACGGUCUGGCCAAAGUCGCUUGCGAGAUCGCCUCUGAAUCCGACAAGAUCUGCAGCCCACCCCGGGCGGAUCGACCCAAAAGGGACCGCGUUGUCGCCGAUCGUUGUCUGCGAGCUGUCAACAGCCUCGUACCCGCGGAUGGCUUCCCAGCCUCCGAGAGUUGCCCAGCGCAGGACCCAUUUCCAUGGCGCACCGAGAAGCACCAUCAGCUCCAUUUCCAAUGCGUUCUGUCCGUGCGGAAAAACCCCAGUAUCACCGCCACAGGCGAUAGCGAUGUUGCCCAGCCCUGCAGCCAGGACAGCCCGGAAGGACUGUUCAGACGCCUCCCACCCAGCUGGAUUACGCUCCCGCGAGGAAUAGUAUGCGGCCAGGGUCGGCACCCAAACUGUUUUACAGCCCGGGCUGACUAGGGUCUUGAUGAUCUCUGGGCUCGUGUAGAUGUCAGAACCAUGCUCUAGAGAGUCCACGCCGAGCGCAAGCAAUUCUUUGAUCACGGGUGCCGUUUUAGCGUGCGCGGCUACUUUAAUGCCCGCGCGGUGAGCGGUGUCUAUCAAAGCCUGAAGCUCUUCCCUGCUGAACGUCGCAAUAGCACGGCCCGCCAGCCUAGGCGACACGUCCGCUAGGCGAGAUCGAAUGGGGUAGUCUGUGCAUCCGUGUCAGAGAGGACUGCAAUGGGCAUGGCUCUCUGUCACCGACCCGCAUAAAUCUAUCUCGGUGAGAACGGCCGUGAGGUAUACGACGGAGAACACAGAGACAGACCUUGAUCCAAUCAGCGCCAGCACCGAUUUGUUUCCGCACAACUCGCAUGCAUUCUGUUGUUCCAUCUGCUGCUUCAGCGCCAACCACGCCUUCGACCCCCUCUUUCGAUGGAAACAGGGAGCUUCUCGGGCCUGGUCGCGCUGAGAACUCCAUGUGCCCGCCAAGCUGGAAGCACGUACCGUAGCUACCCGUUGAAACAAUCGCUCGAUUCGCAGUAAAAUACCUCGGCCCAGGAAUCAAGGCGCCCGGGCCCGAUAGACAUUUGCGCAGCGCAAUGUCCGCGUCCUCUGCUCCCUCGGUACCGAGGUCCCUGCCCGUCGGAUCUAAGAUGGGUCGUAUUUACUAGGGCCGAUCACGACCCACCGGACGGCGGUGUAUCCUGCCAUUAACGUCUGCCGCGCGUGCACGGUAGCGCGCACAGUGCGUUCCGCGAGACUCUCCUUUGUGAGCUGAUCCUCCCACGACGUCUCGGCGUAGGAGUGGAGGAAGACUAGCAGAGUGGACAUGGACAUCGACGAGGCCGGGGCACACCGUCAGGUGCCGCAGGUCGAUCGUGUGUGGGUCGGAGAGCGCGGCGUCCGCGUACGAGGGCGUGAAGGUGUCUACUGAGGUUAUCAGGCCCGUGUCGCGGUCGACGACGAUGACUCGGUUGGGCAAGAGCUUCAAAAGAUGCGGAUCGUAGAGCUGCCCAGCGAGGAUCCUCUUGAAGCUGGGUUCCUUCAUUGUGCACUCGAAUGCAGGUAGACUGUAGACAGCUUUGGCCGGGGCGAACGCUGAGGACCGUGCACCCUGACACGCACACGUGACCCUGCAGUACACAUCACAGCCACCAUCUUGUCGCCAUCUCUACAUCUUGACGAUCUUUUGAUGCGAAGCUUUGCCAACAGUUCUCGGCCCUCGGCUGAAACACCCACCGCGGCCCGCGCGACGAAAGCGACGGCGAUCCUCCUUCUUCCUGGACCACAUCCCGUUCCUUCACCUGAUGACGGUGCAGCUGGCCCUGCUUUUUCUCUUUCUCUCUUCUUGCUUUUCAUCCCCCACGUUCUUUCCCCUUUCUUUGGGCUCAGCAGCGGCAUUACCACUCACUGGAUCCGGCGAGACACAGACGGAGCGCGGCGUGCAUGUGCCUAUAUACCGACAGCGCGGCGCGCGCAGCGGCGGGUUGAGGCGGCGGGCAGGGCUGACGGGUGACGUGGGACUGGGCGAUUUCGUAGACAUCACAUACAGCUUCUUGGUCUCGGUGGGCGGUGGCCAAGCUGUUCCGCUGGUCCUCGACACUGGCUCAUCAGAUCUUUGGGUCGCCUCGGAUGCAUGCACGGCAUGCCGGACCUCGCUGCCGCUAUUUCCUCAGGCCACCGUAGCUCAAACGGGCAUGGGCGUGAAUCUGCAGUACGGUGACUCGCGCACGGGCACGCAUGCGAGCGGAAUCAUUGGCACCGACUCCGUGACCUUCGCUGGAAUCACCAUCCCCAACCAAUACUUCGCCGCGAUCAACGACACAGACACGAACGUGCUCAACACCGGGUGCGCCGGGAUCUUCGGGAUGGGCUUCUCGCUUAAUAGUCUCAUUUGGAACGAGGUGUUCACGACCCAGUUCAAGGCGUCUCACAGCGCGACGUCCGGGCGCGCACUUCUCGAGUCCGAGGCCCUCGAGCAGGAUGACCUCGCUACGAGUAACUUCGGGACUCGAUUUUUCCCCGACCUGAACGCGCUGGCCUCGACGAAACGCGCGACUAGCUCGGUGACGCAGGCGGUCUUCCAGUCGUACCUGCGGCAAGGGACUCCGCUCACCCGGAUGGUGACGCAAAGCUCGCUCGCGAUGCCCAUGUUUUCUAUCACGCUCCAGCGCGACACCCUCGACAUCGGUGGUAAUGCGGGCAUUCUGAGCAUUGGCGAACUUCCGACUGGAAUCCAAGCGUCUCAGCUUACCUGGGUUCCUGUCAGAGGCUAUCCGAAUGCGCUUGAAGCACCUGCAGACUCGCCGAAUGAGAUCUAUCCCAUUGCAUGGGAAGUGUUUGUGAAUGGUGUCUAUCUCGACGGCCAGCUGUUGCCCAAAUCUAACCUAACUCCUGCGAGUAUUGAACCUUCUGCGCUGCUCGACACCGGCAACUCUCUCAUACGUGGCCCAGCCGAUGUCGUCAACCUCAUCAAUUCGCAACUCGGAUCUACGGUCUCGUGUGGACAAGCGCAUAUCCUCGAGUUUGACAUUGGCGGAACGCGCUUCCCAGUCGAUCCGCGUGAUCUCGUCAGCCAGGCGACCCAAGAGGCGCUUCCGAAUUGUGCCGUGAAUAUCGUCCCCACGGACAGUCCUGUUGAGGGCCGAGGAUACCAAUACAGCUGGUCUCUCGGCGACCCUUUCCUCAAAAGCGUGCUGUCAUCGUUCUACUUUGGGAAUAUCACGCACCCCUCGGUAGACGAGCCCCGUGUGGGGCUGAUGUCGACCGUCCCGCCUGACGCUGCUGCGCUUCUCCAAGGUGCAAUUUCAGAUGCCAUCAUCCAGCAUGGCAGCAACGAAUUCACGACCUCGAACGGCGCGCCUGCUGCAGCUCCGACUGGGACGAUGGGCGCGAGUGGCAUUCCUGCGUCGUCUGUGGGCAACAUUGACGGAGGGAAGACGAGCUCGGCGAGGACACUCUACCGACCUCAUCUCAUAAUAUCGCUUUUGACACUGGUGGUUUGUACGAUACUGUAAUUACGUGGACUCGGUUGUCUUGUCGCUCGCUGACGGAAGGGUCAUGAUACGUGACGGCUCCGCUUGGGCU